This is a messenger RNA of Brachypodium distachyon (stiff brome), 1895 nucleotides long. RefSeq names its product GTP-binding protein ERG. The transcript is spliced from 9 exons. NCBI's taxonomy places the organism in Eukaryota, Viridiplantae, Streptophyta, Magnoliopsida, Poales, Poaceae. Gene Ontology annotation, molecular function: rRNA binding; ribosomal small subunit binding; GTP binding. The record is from RefSeq and is a predicted model, not a curated record. Gene Ontology annotation, biological process: ribosomal small subunit assembly. The coding region runs from base 133 to 1422 and encodes 429 amino acids.
CCACAGACAGACUCACAGACCUCGUAUCGUUUCUCCCCCAUUCUCUCUCUCUCUCUCUCUAUCUCUCUGCGCGCAUUUCUCCAAAAAACGCCCUUAAACCCUCCGCCUCAGCCGCCGGCCGCCGCCGCCGCCAUGCGCCGCCUCGUCCAAGCUCUCCGCCCGCUCCAGACUCUAACCUCCUCUACGAUCCCCGUCCCUCUUCCCAUCCUCCGCCUCCUCUCCACCUCCUCCUCGUCCUCCUCCGCUGCCGCCUCCUCGGACUCCGAAUCCCCGGCCGCCGACUUCGACAGCGCCGACUUCUCCCUCACCACCCCGGACCCCACCCCCGUCCGCGCCCACACCCCCGUCUCCGCGCUGCGCAAGCUCCGGUUCGACCCCUCCCUCCGCGCGCGCGCCGACGAGGCGCUCUUCGGCGAGACGAAUGCGGUAGAUGCGGUGGAGGAGGAGCGGUCGCGGGAGGUGGCGCUCGCGCUGCUCGAGGCCGCGCUGGAGCCGCCCGACGAGGACGAGGAGGAGGGGCCCGGGGAGGUCAGGGAGGAGGACCAGAUGUCGCUCUCCGUCGGGAUCGUCGGCGCGCCAAACGCCGGCAAGUCGUCGCUCACCAACACCGUGGUUGGAUCAAAAGUGGCUGCAGUCUCCCGCAAGACAAAUACGACAACUCAUGAAAUUUUGGGGGUGCUGACAAAAGGGAAAACUCAGAUAUGCUUUUUUGACACCCCAGGGCUCAUGUUAGGGCACCAUGGAUUUCCUCAUAGGGAUGUCACAGUUCGUGUGGAGAGUGCCUGGAGUUCAGUUAAUCUCUAUGAUUUACUAAUAGUCAUGUUUGACGUGAACAGGCAUCUUAAGAUGCCUGAUUCGAGAGUGAUAAAGUUAAUAAAACGAUUGGGUGCCGAAGUAAACCCAAACCAGAAACGCAUAUUAUGCAUGAAUAAGGUUGACCUAGUGGAAGACAAAAAGGACUUGCUUAAAGUUGCAAAGGAAUUUGAAGAUCUUCCUGGAUUUGAAAGGUACUUCAUGGUAUCUGGACUAAAAGGCAAAGGAGUGAAAGACCUAGUACAGUACUUGAUGGACCAGGCAGUGAGAAGACCUUGGGACGAGGAACCAACCACAAUGACUGAAGAAGUAAUGAAAACCAUAUCACUGGAGGUCGUACGAGAGAAGAUGCUAGAUCAUAUUCACCAAGAAAUACCAUAUGUAAUUGAGCAUCGGCUGAUGGAUUGGAAAGAGCUAAAAGAUGGUUCUCUUAGGGUAGAACAGCACUUCAUUGCACCUAAGCAAAGCCAACGUCAGAUUCUUGUCGGGAAAAAUGGCUCCAAGAUCGGGAGAAUCGGUAUUGAAGCCAAUGAAGAAUUGAGGUCCAUAUUCAAGAGAGAUGUCCAUUUGAUGCUCCAAGUUAGAGUUGCUAAGAAGAGAAGUUCUUGAAUGGAUGAUCACAAGUUCUAGUGCAUGUAUAGACAGCAUCGGGACUGAGAUCUGCACCACGGUGAUGGCAAAAUAUCCAUUGGGAUUACGGCUUGAAUGAACUAACCUGUCACACGAGCCCGUGCGUGAAAGAAGGAAUUAACCUAUGUCUAUGCAUUCAAUCAUGAGCUGGUUAUUCCUGACGACAAGCCUCGCUAGAUAAUAUUUUGCACGGCGUAUGGAAAUGGCUUGUGAAGUGGUGGCCUGUGCACCCGGAGUAUGUUGUGUUUGCGAAAUACAGAUGUAUGAAUGGCUACAGAUUACUGAUAUUAUUAUAUAGUUCUUUGUGGUUCAAAUAAAUUGUUGAAAUAGCCUGUGAUCUGACGACAAUGAAGACACAGUUUUGUGCUCCUACUUGCUUUCAGAAUCUUGUUCAAACUAGCUUUCCAGAUUGUUCAAGACAUGUUGUGCUAUACUACAGAUAGCUUCUGUUA